AACUAAAUGUGUUUGUGUUGUGUCUCAGAUUUCAGAUGCUAAGUCUCUUACACUAAUUACGUAUUAUACAUAUAGAUAAUAGUUAUAGUGGGAAGUAAAUAGUUUAUAUUUGAAAAACUACACACGCAUUUAUCGAAAUGGAUCCCGAAGCAUUCCUCGAACUUGCAAACGAAGUUACCAAGCUAAAAAUGUUUCCAUAUUUCGAGGCUGCUCACUGUGCAAUAGUAUGUAUGUAUGUGAAAGAAGACUUAGCAUCUGGAUCUCACAUGUUUUCAAGGAAGCAUCCCUUGGCUUGCUGGCUGUCUUGUAUGUUGUCUAUUUUUGCGGGUACGAUUCUUUGUAACUUUCUUUUGGGAGAACCAGCACUUUUGGCAUUUAAGAACUCCAAUUCUCUUCUUCUUGCUACAGGAGUUUGGUACUUAAUGUUCUACUCCCCCCUUGACUUGCCUUAUAAGGUGUGCAAGUUCCUGCCUGUGAAAUUGGUGUUAGCUGCAGUGAAGGAGGUGUACAGGUGUAAAAAAGUCCAUGAUGGUGUAGCACACGCUGCCAUGUUAUACCCUACUGGAUAUCUGAUCAUGAUCAUUGCAGGAAUAGUUAAAGGAAAUGGAGGAGCUAUCUUGAAAUUACUGGAAAGGUUGUUUAGAGGUGUAUGGACCCCAUCAGCUGUUGAAUUCAUGCAACCAAGCUUUCCUACCAAAGCUUGUGCAGCUGCAUCCUUCAUUUUUGUGCUGAAUAAAAAAACAAAUCUGAUUUCUGCGCCGUCUUCUCUUGUUUACUUUGGAAUUGCCAUCUUUUUUGUUUAUUUUAAACUGUCUUCUGUUCUUCUGGGCAUUCACGAUCCUUUUGUACCUUUUGAAAAUCUCUUCUGUGCUGUCUUUAUGGGUGGUAUAUGGGAUGCUUUGGGUCAUGCAGUUCCUACUGCAAAAGGAGAGCACACACCUAUAAAAGUUGAUUCCACCAAAAAUGGAAAAACUGAAUCUGGAAGAAAGAAGGAUUAAGUAAAGCCUGUUGAAACUAGUCAAAGAUUACUAAGACAUGGCUAGUCUGUGAAAAUGUGUGUUUCAACUGUCCUCAGUUUAAAUUUUACCAAAUUAAAAAAAAAAAUUGUCUCGCUGAAAAUGGAGUAAGUAUUGAUGUUUCACGCUCACUCAAGAUGGUUGGUUGGUUCGUUUAUAUUUAGCUUUUACCAAAUGUACAUGUUCAGUAUUGUAUUUUGUUAUUGUUGACCAAUUGGUUUAUAGCAUGUCUCACGUGAAAACCUUAGUCUUAAAAACAUUGUAUGCAAGUUUUAUUAUUUAAAUGUAAGAGCACUGUUCUAUAUAAACUCCAUGGUGCCAAAAGAAAAUUACUAACUAAUGAUGGACACGUUACUUUUAGGUAAAAAAUUUUAUUCUGCAAGUUAAAGCAAACAAAAGUUAUGACACCUGUGGUUUUUGUUGCAUGGAGAAGGAAUUUUUAAAUUUGUUAUUUCAAAGUACACACUUUUAGCUUAAUAUUAACUUUAUCUUAUUUGUGUAUGCUGUUUUAAGUUUUCCUUUACAUAUCACUAUAAAACCUAUAUGUGAAGAAUAUGUAACAUUAAUGUUACAGAUUUUUUCUUCUUAAUUAUUCAGUGAACAAGCUUUUAAGACAAUGUCAUUUUUUUCUUUCUUCACCAAAAUUGUGAAUGUGGGAAAGAAAAAAAAAUCUGUCCAGGCUACUUAUGGGUGAUGGAAUUUCCCUGAAACCAGUCUAACUCGGUGAUAAUUGUGGCAUUGAAUGGCACUGGGAUUCAAAUUUUUUUCAACCAAAAUUCAUAUUUGGAAGAUGAAAGAAAAAAUUACAGUAAUUCAUUCUUACAAAGUAAAAUCAUUACAUAAAGUAAAAUCAGAAGAUCUUUUAUGGUUACUACUUUAAUUUGUGAGAUUUUUGGUACUUUGUGUUCAAAACUAUGAGUAAGUUGUUGUGUAAAAAUAUACAGUGUGUGUAGAUUAGUGGCUUUUAAAAUAUAAUGCUAGUGGAAUCAGUGUAAGUUAUUGUCUAAAUGUAUGAUUUUUACUUAAAAGGGAGAAAACAUCCUGCCGAGUUUUAAAACAUAACCCUUGGUAUCUUCUCUUUCGAGUUAGUAACUAAUGGUGAAAACAAAAUGUAUAUUUAAAUGUUACUGUCAUAGUGUACAGCAGAAAACAAUUUUAUUUUGACAUUUGUUUCUUCAACCAGAUGAUACUCCUUUUUAAGAAUUUGUUACUAGUGGACAAGCAUCAUCAUAAAAAUCAAUUGGUGAUAUAUUUCCGUUUGUUUUUAUGACUUUCAUCUAAACCUUUUUUGAACAUAAAGCAUUGUUUUAAGUUUUACUUGAAUAUGAGUUUAGGGUGCAGGUUGGUCUAGUGAUAGAGCUGUUGAGCCAAGUUGAAUCUGUGCAGUACUGCAAAAUAAUCCUUGCACUUUAAGCUGUGGGUGUGUUGUAAAAGUGACAGUCUCUCAGCAUGGCUAGUAGGAUGCUACUGACUGGCUGCCUAUCCUCCAGUCAGCCUAAGUAUCUUUGCCUUUAGUCAAAGUGAUUGUCACAAUAUAAUGUUUUGCCUAAUUGAAGUGAAUUUGUUCUUGAAGAACAAAAAUUUUAAAAUUAGAAUUAUUAGUUUACUUUCGGAAGCACGUAUGUAAAUUUUACAUUUUGUUCAGUAUCAACCAUAUUAUAUUAGCAUUAUUGUUAGCAAUUGCUCCUGAUUUAUAUUCAAUUUUAUAUUGUUUACUUGUGAAAAAGGAAAUUUGCCACAAACUGUAUCAAAAAUAAGAAACUUUGAGAGACUGUUAAUUUUCAUUAAAUAUACGUUUUUUAAAAUGUAGGGAGUGUUUUCAGCAUUUUAUCUAAUUUCAUUCUGGUGCUGUAAUUUUACAGGAAUGUGGAUCUCCUGUGUUUAAUUGCUCAUUAAAAGAAUUCCUAAUUAUA
Limulus polyphemus (Atlantic horseshoe crab) is the source of this 2929-nucleotide messenger RNA. Its product is annotated as trimeric intracellular cation channel type 1B.1-like. Gene Ontology annotation, biological process: potassium ion transmembrane transport. Gene Ontology annotation, molecular function: potassium channel activity; identical protein binding. Gene Ontology annotation, cellular component: membrane. The coding region runs from base 138 to 998 and encodes 286 amino acids. The transcript has 7 exons. The record is from RefSeq and is a predicted model, not a curated record. NCBI's taxonomy places the organism in Eukaryota, Metazoa, Arthropoda, Merostomata, Xiphosura, Limulidae.